AUGGCUCUCAACCACGCAGACGUUCCCAAGGCCAUCCCGCGUCCCGUCGAUGACGGUCUCGCCUCGCACCUCCUCGGCUCGUCGGUACCUGCCGAUCUGGCCCUCGGCUCCACAGACGGCACCCUCGUCAACCUGAACAAGCUGCCGGGCCUCACCAUCGUGUUCUGCUACCCCCGAACGGGAGCGCCCGGCGAGGCCGUUCCGGCAGAGUGGAACAACACGCCCGGCGCGCGCGGCUGUACUGCUGAGGCCUGCAGCUACCGCGACAACUUCUCGACGCUAGCCGGCCUAGGCGUGAGUGCCGUGUUCGGCUUGAGCGUGCAGGACACUACGUACCAGAAGGAGGUCAAGGGCCGCCUGGGCCUGCCGUACGACUUGCUGAGCGACGAGAAGCUCGAGUUUGUCAAGGCCAUGAAGAUGCCCGUCUUCGAGUGGGAGGGCAGGCCGCUGGUCAAGCGAUGCACGCUUGCAUUCAGGGAGGGGAAGGUGGAGCAUGUGUGGUACCCCGUGUUUCCCCCUGACGAGAACUCUGCCGAAGUUGCGGCAUGGCUGAAGAAAAAGACAGAGGGAUGA
Molecule: messenger RNA, 573 nt
Organism: Lasiosphaeria miniovina
Lineage: Eukaryota; Fungi; Ascomycota; Sordariomycetes; Sordariales; Lasiosphaeriaceae
Product: redoxin family protein
Exons: 2
Coding region: 1-573 (190 amino acids)
Biological process (GO): cellular response to oxidative stress; cell redox homeostasis
Cellular component (GO): cytoplasm
Molecular function (GO): thioredoxin peroxidase activity
Source: RefSeq, a predicted model, not a curated record